This is a messenger RNA of Sarcophilus harrisii (Tasmanian devil), 1126 nucleotides long. It is a transcript of the gene IL7, whose product is annotated as interleukin 7. Gene Ontology annotation, biological process: immune response. Gene Ontology annotation, molecular function: interleukin-7 receptor binding; growth factor activity. The transcript has 7 exons. Gene Ontology annotation, cellular component: extracellular region. NCBI's taxonomy places the organism in Eukaryota, Metazoa, Chordata, Mammalia, Dasyuromorphia, Dasyuridae. The record is from RefSeq and is a predicted model, not a curated record. Bases 76 to 744 code for a protein of 222 amino acids.
AGCCCGUCUGGCCCUGUGCACACUCCCGGGAACCUCGGCGGAGGAGGAGGCGGAGGCAGGCAGCCACCAUGGGCCAUGAGACUCUGCUGCCGCCAACAUGACCGCAGCCGGCUCCUGCAGCGCACGCAGACCAUGUUCCAUGUUUUUUUUAGGUCUAUCUUUGGAGUUCCUUCACUGAUCCUUGUUCUGUUGCCAGUAACUUCUUCUGAUUGUGAAAUUGAAGAUAAAAAUAAAGCGAUAGAAGAAUAUACACAUAUCUUACAUGUCAACAUUGGGAAUUUGGAGAAAAUGACAAAUAUGGCUAGCAAUUGUUCGAAUAAAGAAUAUAGCUCAUUAAAAAAUCAUACGUGUGAUGAUAAUAAGGAAGUUAUGUUUAUAGUUCAUGUGACAUGUAAGUUGAAGCAUCUUGUGAAGGCUAAUAUCAGUGAGCACUUUAAUAAUUACUUAGAAGAUUAUUCACAUCAUGCAUUAAAGAUGCUGAAGGAAUGCAAAUGUGAUGAGGAAAAAGAAAAAAGAGCAGAAAGAAAGAUAGAAAGAAACCAUUCUAUCAGUGAAGUCUCUCCUACCAAGAAUUCAGUGAAUGUAAUAGAGAAAAAAACAGGAGGACCCUGCUUUAAGAUCCUGGGAGAAAAAUCUUCAAAGGAACGGAAAAAGAAUAAAUGUUUAUGCUUAAUACAAAAAAUGUUAUCUGAUGUUAGCAAUUGCUGGAGGAAAAUUUUGAACAUGAACGUCAAUGGGCACUGAAACAUCUGUGAUGGCACAGAAACCUCGUGAUUUGAUGACCUUUCACUUGCAUUCUUGGAGUGUUUAUCUGCCCACAUUGAUUCUCCAUGUCAGAAGCGACUGUAUUUAUCCUGGCAAAGCUAUGGUACCUUAAACAAGUGACCGUAAAUUCCAUUCAGCUCCACUGCAGGCACCACUAGACUGAAACAGAGGAUGACAAUUCACAGUAAAAGCUACUUGAUAACCACCUGGACAUAUAAAUGCACCUGCCUUUAUUCUGGAACAGAUUACAUGUGCAGAACAACAAAACACAACCUUCUGUGCUCUCUGCUGCAAUCAGUUGUAAGAGUUUUGUUUGUUGUCUUUUAUUGCUCAGCUGAAAACUUCAGACAAAGAACUAAAA